Messenger RNA from Vidua macroura (Pin-tailed whydah), 1484 nucleotides. It is a transcript of the gene PCBD1, whose product is annotated as pterin-4 alpha-carbinolamine dehydratase 1. The record is from RefSeq and is a predicted model, not a curated record. Gene Ontology annotation, molecular function: 4-alpha-hydroxytetrahydrobiopterin dehydratase activity. NCBI's taxonomy places the organism in Eukaryota, Metazoa, Chordata, Aves, Passeriformes, Viduidae. The transcript is spliced from 4 exons. Bases 153 to 467 code for a protein of 104 amino acids. Gene Ontology annotation, biological process: tetrahydrobiopterin biosynthetic process.
GCAGGUGGCCAGUGCCGGCAAGGCUCGGCCGGCCGUGGGUGGACCCGGUGGCCUCGCCACGCCUCCCGGACAAUCCCGGCCGAGCCCCGGCUCCGGCGGGAUCCGGCACGGCGAGCAUCCCCCGGCACGGCGGGCACGGAGAGCCGCGGGCCAUGGCAGGCAAAACCCACAGGCUGAGCACGGAGGAGAGGGAACAGCUGCUGCCGAACCUGCGAGCCGUGGGGUGGAACGAGGUGGAAGGCAGAGACGCCAUCUUCAAAGAGUUCCACUUCAAGGACUUCAACCGGGCAUUUGGCUUCAUGACCAGAGUGGCUCUACAGGCAGAAAAACUGGAUCACCAUCCUGAAUGGUUCAAUGUGUACAAUAAGGUUCACAUCACCCUGAGCACCCACGACUGCGGGGGUUUAUCGGAGCGAGACAUCAACCUGGCCAGCUUCAUCGAGCAGGUGGCAGCUUCCCUCUCCUGACCAGGGAUCCACGCAGCCAAAAACCCACUGUGCCACUGUGUCCUGCCUCGAUGGCUGCACCCAGAGCCUUUUCCCACUUCCAAGCUAGAUCCUGGCUCCAGACAGCCUGACACCUCGCCAGCCCCCAGCGCAGCUCAGAUGGAUGGAGGCACUUUUCAGGGUGCAGGUAUCCAUCUCUGAUCCUGCAAAUUCCAUCUUUAAACCCUCCCUUAGCCAUGUGAUCCCACACCCCCAGCUGCUGAGCCUCUUACCAGGAGUCAGCCAUAUCACAGAGUCACAGGAUGGUUUGGGUUGGAAGGAACCUUAAAGAUCACCUCCUUCCACCCCCUGCCAUGGGCAGGGACACCUUCCACUGUCCCAGGCUGUUCCAGGUCCAACCUGGCCUUGGACAAUGCCAGGGAUCCAGGGGCAGCCCCAGCUUCUCUGGGCACCCUGUGCCAGGGCCUGCCCACUCUGACGGGAAAGAUUUCUUUCCCCUGUCCCAUCCAAACCUGUUCUGUGUGAAUCCAUUUCCCCUUGUCCUGUUACUACAUGCUCUUGUAAAAAGUCCUUCUCCGUGUUUCUUGUCGAUUCCUUCAGGCACUGGAAGGCUGCAAUUAGGUCACCCCAAAUUUUCUCUUCUCUGGGCUGAACAAUCCCAACUCUCUCAGCUUUUCCUCACAGCAGAGGUGCUCCAUCCCUCUGAUCAUCUUGGUACCUCCCCUGGACUCGCUCCAACAGGCUGAUGUCCUUCCAGAGUCAAGUUACACCACUGCAUCAGUAAAUCUGUCCAGAGCCUGCCCCCAUCCAGCCCCUGUUGUUGCUCCUUACCUCCUGGAAUGUGUUUUCUGCCUAAAACAUGUUUUGUGAACCCUCUGGCUUCUCUGUAACCAAGCAGCAAUGUGCUGUGCAAUUUGUCAUCGCUGUAACCCCUCUCCAGCAGCAUUACAUCAGGCAUGUGGUCCCACCCCGACUGGAGCCAGCCUUUUGUAGGAUACCAAAUGAAAAAGUUUACAAUAAACAUCUCAUUUCACCUGA